CAAUAUUUUGUUAUAUUUUUACAUAUUAAUAAUAUUUUUGAGGUUAUAAAGCGCGGGAAAAAGUCGCGAACUUUUUUCGAGACAAAGGAGUGUGUGUUGGAGCAAGCUCUGGUGGAUUUUUUCGGUGCUGCAAAUAAAGAAAGUAAUCAUGCCUUCCGAAGUGAUAUCAGAGAAGUCGUUGCAACGCGAGUUGGCGGACUCCAUAAUCAGGAUGGUCCCGUUGGACGAAAUACGCAUUUUGCUAGCCUGCGGAGCUAAGGUAAACGAGCCUGUAACCCAAGGCCUCCGCCCCCUCCACUACGCCAUCUGGCAACGUCACCUCGAAGCAACUCGGUUGCUUCUAGUCCGAGGAUGUGACGUCAACGCCAGAGAUGAUUGUGGUUAUAGUGCUUUGCAUCUGUCUGCUGAACAUGGCUACACGGAGCUGGUGAAACUCUUGUUGGAGAGCGGUGCAGCAGUCGAUUACCGACCUGAUACUGGCGAGAAGUUUCCUCGUACCACCCUUUGUGAUGAGCCUCUGAGAUUGGCUAUCAGGAAUAAGCAUUAUGAAUGUGCCCGUCUUCUACUCGAACACGGCGCAGAUCCAAACAAACGCUACUUCUUCGGGGCCGAAAUCAACCUGGUUUCCGACCCUGAGUAUCUUGAGCUGCUGCUCACGUUUGGUGCCAAUCCCGACUCCAGGGAUAGAGCUGGAUUGACUCCGUUGAUGAAAGCUGCUAGGCAGAGGAAGGGGAUGGAUGCAGUUCUCUUGCUCAUCAGCCACGGAGCUGACGUAAACGCCAUGGCGGACGCCAGGAAUGAUUACAGGACUGUUUUGCAUUAUGCUGUACUCAGCGCCUGUUUUUUUUCCAAAGGUAACACAGAAGUAGUAAACCUGUUAAUCAAACAAGGUGCUCGCGUCAACUACGAAUGUCCAGAACUGAGUAAGCCCAGCCCGCUGGACCUGUGCAUCUUGAAGGGUGACGUGGAGAUGCUGCAAAUGUUACUUGGAGCUGGGGCUAAAGUGAAUGCAUCGAGCUCUGUGAUCGGGUCCCCAUUACACGUAGCCUGUUCCGACAAUAUCAAUAAUAGGAAGGAAAUCGUUAAAAUCCUUCUGGAAAGUGGUGCCGAUCCAAACUUGAAGGUGUACAACGACGAAGAUGCAACGCAGCUCCGUCCCGCCCUAGCUGAAUAUUUGGCGAGUAACACUGAGCCCAGUGCCGAGAUCAUUACUAUGCUGCUGAGAUAUGGCGCUAGGGUAAUAAUGAAAACUCAGUUCCGUGACCCGGAUGGCAUCCUGAAUCAUCUCCAGAACGUGACUGCAGAAGAAUAUCAGCACAUCUUCUACUUACUUCUAGAGGCUGCCGAAGCGUUUGACCUUUGCAUGAUCAAAAGAAACUCUGUGCUAACUCCCGCUCAGAAAGAAGCACUGAUUUUGAAAGCGAAAAGUCCUAUUUCUCUAAUAGGACAAACAAGAAUAUUUUUCCGUAAAUUCUUCCGCACGAAUCUUCCUAAAAUUGUUAAAAAACUGGACGUGCCCAAAACUUUGCAUCAUUACUUGCUUUUCGAAUGCAAAUGAAUUUCUUUUUUGUAGUAAUUAAAGGUUUUGAAGAUUUGGCCGAAUAGGUCACGUUCCUUCUGCUGCUUUAAGCGGCGAUUUUUUUAAAAUAUUCUUGGUGUUGCUAGUUGAGAAGAUUUAGCACAGUUUGUGGGAGUUUAUGUCAUUGUGCCUUACUUAGGGCUGAUUUUUUAAAAUAAGUCAAUAUUUUACAAUACUCCUAAUUUUUUAUGUUAUUAUUGAUGUUAUGUAUGAAUAUAGAUCCUUAAAGUUAUAGGUAUACUAAAACUACAUGUGUUGUGUACGUCAUAAAUAUUUCAAUAUUUUUUUUGGUGAUUUCAUUAAUGCAUCUUUCAAAAAUCUAUUUUGUUAUAUUAGGUAUUAAGCAUAAUAUUAUAAAUAUUUUUGGGUAUUUGUAAACCCUUAUCUUAAAACAAUAAUGACUUU
Hyposmocoma kahamanoa is the source of this 1984-nucleotide messenger RNA. Its product is annotated as ankyrin-3-like. The transcript is spliced from 10 exons. Gene Ontology annotation, cellular component: cytoplasm. The record is from RefSeq and is a predicted model, not a curated record. Gene Ontology annotation, molecular function: protein binding. Bases 149 to 1558 code for a protein of 469 amino acids. NCBI's taxonomy places the organism in Eukaryota, Metazoa, Arthropoda, Insecta, Lepidoptera, Cosmopterigidae.